Molecule: messenger RNA, 1539 nt
Organism: Hansenula anomala
Lineage: Eukaryota; Fungi; Ascomycota; Saccharomycetes; Phaffomycetales; Wickerhamomycetaceae
Exons: 1
Biological process (GO): IMP salvage
Cellular component (GO): cytosol
Molecular function (GO): AMP deaminase activity
Source: RefSeq, a predicted model, not a curated record
GAAUUACCAUCUUUCAAUGAGUUCUUGGAUGAUUUGAACUUUAUCAUAGAUACAAGCAUAGAUAAAACAGGGGUUAUGUUAUCAAUGAGAAGGCUUGAGUACUUGAAAGAAAAAUUUGAAUCAUAUAUCUUGUUGAAUGAACAUCAAGAAACUCUCAAGACAAAACUCAAUCCUCAUCGAGAUUUUUACAACUGUCGAAAGAUUGACAACAAUAUUGGAUUAUCAAUGUGUAUGACCAAGAAACACUUACUUAAUGUGAUCAAUUUGAAGCUUCGUGAAGAGCCAGAUAGGAUCGUUUAUGAUGAUAAAAGAGGUAAUAGAUUCACAUUGGAGCAGUUAUUUCAACCAUAUUUUGAUUCAAACAAUUCAAGGAGGUUGAAUGUUGAUGAUUUAUUUGAGUUUGGAUUGAUUGAUAGGAAUUUUGGUAGUGUUGAUGAUAGCUCAGGUUUGAAUAUUGAUAAUGAUACUGAUUAUGAAGCAAUCAUCAAGAAUGAAAUUUUGUCAAGAAUCGAGCAUACUUUUUUAAGAAUUGAAAAUUCUAUUGGCGGUGAGUACCUAAGUACUAUUUUGAAACAAGUUCUUAGUGACUAUGAAAAAUCAAAGUACCAGUUUGGUGAGAUUGGUAUAAAUUUCAAUCUUUUAGAUACUUAUAGAGAAGGUCAAGGCAAAUGGGAAUCAUUAGCUGAUUGGAUCAUUGAUAAUAGAUUGGUGAGUUAUAAUGUGAAAUGGAUCAUUAGAAUUCCUCGAAAUUAUUCAAUUUUGAAAGAACAAGGACAAGUUUCAAGUUUCCAAGACUUCCUAAACCAAAUAUUUAAGCCAUUAUUUGAAGUUUCAAUCAAUCCAUUAAAGAACCCAAAAUUACAUUAUUUCUUGACCAAAAUCUCAGGGUUUGAUUUAUUAUCAGUGGAUAAAAGACAUCGUGAUGAGUCCUUAUUCGAUAUCCCUAAAUUACAAUCACCAAGAAAAUGGACAUCUGAUGAAAAUCCCCCAUACAGUUAUUAUUUGUACUACAUCUUCAAAAACUUCAGCAAACUGAACAAUUUUAGGAAAUCAAGAUCAAUGUGUACAUUCAAUUUAAGACCUCAUGUUGCAUCACUCUCAGAUCGUUCAGGAUUAGGAAUCAUUACAGAGUCAUUGUCAUCAUGUUUCCUCUUAUCCAAGAACAUCAUCAAUGGUGAAAAAUUGGCAAAUUAUCCAGUUUUGCAAUAUUUAUACUAUUUGAAGCAAAUUGGUAUAACAAUGUCACCUCUAUGUUGGAAUAAAACAUUACAAUUAUCAAAUGAUGAUGAUAAUCAUAUUGAAUCAAAUACGUUUGCUUAUGAAAAGAACCCAGCUAUUGAAUUUUUCCAAAUUGGGAUGAGAGUUUCUUUAAGCACAAAUAAACCAUUAUUUUCAAGUUUAACAAGAGAACCCUUGAUUGAAGAAUAUAGUGUUGCUGGAUCAAUGCAUAAACUGAGUGGUGUUGACUUGUGUGAAUUGUGUCGUAAUUCUGUUUUGAUUAGUGAAUUCAAUGGUGAUUUGAAAAGACAUUGGAUUGGU